AUGUCUCAGAUCCGAUCGACUGGAAUCAAGAGUCCCAUCUAUGAACAGACACCCAAGAGUGCCCCUGUUUCGGCUGGCCGGCAAACCUUCCCGACAUCAGGAGCUCUUGGGCCUCAGACCUGGACUCAUCCCGAUUCUUUAAGAGACGAUUCCCCGAGCAGCAAUUCGGAUGUUACCAGAUUGCUCGGUGGUGAUGAUAUUGCAUCCAUUCCGCUCAAUGGUGAUACCUAUUACACCGUCUCAACCCCCUGUUCCUUGCGCGUGGUGAACAUUAUCACCUUCCACGCACAAUUCUCUCAUGACUUGUACCGCUUCUUCAUGUACCGACUGUUGAAGCAUUUGCGGAGUGAAAUGGACACGCUGAGGUCCUUCUUUGAUUGGAUCUGGCCAAUCGACACCCAGCAUCGUUCUUUGCAGCCAGUCCAGGAACCAAUGGGCCUUGACACACCUCGGAUUUCCCUCGGACACCUCUUUUCCGAAGCCAUCUACGGCAACGACGUCGACAUCCCACUGUACUAUUUCAACAUUGUACAAGGCAGGGAUAACGCGGUCAAAGUAGUCAUCACCACGUCGAAGACCGGGGCUGCAGGUGCAGCAUACUAUCAGGCUGUUUGUGGAUUUUCAACCGUGGCGAUCUUCGCCAUCUGUCAGAGAGCAUUGAGAAGAUGUCGAGAGGCAGAUUCUAUCUUAUUCAGGAGAGCUCUGACCGUGACUGAGGCGAACGAAUUUCUUGACAAGGAUCCAGUGUGGUUUGGGCUUCUGGUUUCUUUUCGUCGAAUGGCUCUAUCAGCGCUUAGAUUUGGAAUCUACUCCUACCCAUUCUCUUCCUGGUACAAAUCCCAACACCAAAUAAAAACAGACCAAACUAACCAACCCACAGUCAUCGCCUGGGCGAGAACCACAACGCUCUACCUCCCGCUGCCAGUUUCCCUCUCAGCAACAACGACAAUCCUACCCAUCCUAACCCCGAUCCUCCUCUUCCUCGCCAAAUUCCUCUCCAACCCACCCACAACAGGCACCAACACCCCGACCUUCCGGAACCGCUUCGUCGCCUCUGUAAUCUCCUACCUCCUCACAAUCCUCCCCUCCGGCCUCGCCACUCUGGCCCUAACCUACCUCUUCGCCCCGGACCUCCUCGUUUGCCAACUCAACAACCAAUGGCAAUCCUACUACCACAACAAGGAUUCGCGCGCCAUACGCGCCAUCCAGGAUAGCUUGCACUGCUGUGGAUUCCGGAGUGUCAAGGACAGGGCAUGGCCGUUCAAGGACAAAAGCCACGGCGACGAUGCCUGUGUGCGGCAGAUCGGGUAUGACAGGGCCUGUUUGGGACCGUGGGAGCGGGAGGAUAAGAGCGCCGCGUGGAUGGUGUUCUGGGCUGCAGUUUUGGUUUUGGUUGUUAACGUAUUUGGAUGCGGAGGGCGGAUGCGAGUCGCUUUAUUAGGAUUGCUGGUGCAGAGGACCAGGAGGAGGGUGAGGCGCAUGCAGGGGAGAAUGGAAACGUGGGUGAUGAUCGGCCUACUCAUCAGUUGCCCCAGCCAGGUCAGUCGACGCAUGAUGUUUGGAGAUGAUGCAUACUGUACUUGA
Molecule: messenger RNA, 1584 nt
Organism: Aspergillus pseudonomiae
Lineage: Eukaryota; Fungi; Ascomycota; Eurotiomycetes; Eurotiales; Aspergillaceae
Exons: 6
Coding region: 1-1584 (527 amino acids)
Cellular component (GO): membrane
Source: RefSeq, a predicted model, not a curated record